GUUGCCAUUGGAUCUAGUCUGUCAGGUGGCCUUUGUUGCUGUCAACAGUCAACAUUUUUAACAACUCCAACCUAUUUAACAAUUGGCUAUUUUUACCCAUAAUUUAAAUAACAAUUUUAUUUAUUAACAUUGAGUCCGUUCAAAAAAUUAAAUUUGUGAAAAAGUUCAAAUAAAUUUUCACUCAAUAUUAUUAAAAAAAAAAAAAGUUAAAAAAGAGCUGUGUGAAUUAAUAUGAGAUAUAUAAAGAUUAUUUUAUUAGCACCAACAAUCCUGACAAUUUGCUCAAUUACAUUUAGCGCAGCUUCAUUACCGCCACCGACUGAUGUAAAGGCUGAAAAACUCCGUUCCGAAAAAUUGCCCGACUGUGCUGCCUGCCGAGUACUUAUUGAAAGUUUCCAAAAGGGUGUUGAAAAAACAAAACGUGGGAAAUUUGAAGGCGGUGACACGGCAUGGGAGGAAGAUAACCAGAAAUCCUACGCCCGGAGUGAAGUAAGACUCACAGAAAUCCAAGAAAAUCUUUGCAAGGAUGUAGUCCGAGGUGAGAUCCAGUGCCACGACCUGGCCGAAGAACUGGAAGCUACGAUAGAGGAGUGGUGGUUCAAGUUCCAGGACCAACAUCCAGACUUGUUCAGCUACAUUUGCGUUGAUUUCACAGCACGAUGCUGCCCGAAAGACCACUGGGGCAAAGAGUGUACUGCGUGUCCCGGUUAUCCUGAUAACGUUUGCAAUAAUAACGGAAAAUGUCGCGGUGCCGGUACGCGAAAAGGCAACGGGACGUGUCUCUGCGACAAAGGAUACACUGGAGAUCAAUGUGGAGAGUGUGAUAAAAAGUAUUACCAGUCGUACAAAGAUGAAAUAAAAUUAUUAUGCUCGAGUUGUCACGAUGCCUGCGCUGAUGGAUGCACAGGUGCUGGAGCUGCUGAUUGUGUUGGAGAUUGCAAGAAAGGAUGGGUGAUUAAUCAAGACAAAGGAUGUGCUGACGUAAACGAAUGCGUCAAAAGCGAGAAAUACUGUCCUGGUAACCAGUUCUGCGUCAACAAAGACGGCGGAUACUCAUGUCUAAAAUGCGACCGGGCUUGCAAUGGAUGCACAGCAGAUGGCCCGGACAUGUGUACCAAAUGUGCGGAUGACUACGAGAAAAAAGACAAUAUUUGUAUAAAUACGGAUAUUCUUGGUCGUAAACGCCGCGAGAAUUGGGCGCGAUAUGCAACUUACUUUGGAUUGUGUCUCGCAACUUUUAUUAUUCUGCGGGGUAAUGUCUAUGCAGCUAGUGUUAUCGGUUUAAUGGUCGCACUCUACAUAUCUGUGUCUGAAUACCUGAUUGCUACCACUAAUGUCCAACAUACCACGCCAAAUCUUGACUUUUUACCACCAGCACAUUAGAUUUUAUUUUUUAAUACGUUUUAGUCACAAAAUACUCCUAAGUCAUUUAUUAUUUUGUUAUUAAUUUUAAUUUUGUACAGUAGAAUUGUCUAGAUCUCAUAGAUCUCUAAGUUUUUACAUUUUUUGUAAAUAUUUUAAUAUACAACUGACUAUUUAUUCAUUUAUUGAAUGAAAUUGGGUUGCAGAUUGAAUUUAAAUACUUCCAAUUUUAAUGUAAUUCAUAAAUUUAAGUAAUUGAUUUUUCUAAUUACUAUUGAUUUAAUUGAACAAGAGAUUAUCAAAAA
Microplitis demolitor is the source of this 1667-nucleotide messenger RNA. It is a transcript of the gene Creld, whose product is annotated as cysteine-rich with EGF-like domain protein 2. The transcript is spliced from 4 exons. NCBI's taxonomy places the organism in Eukaryota, Metazoa, Arthropoda, Insecta, Hymenoptera, Braconidae. The coding region runs from base 232 to 1383 and encodes 383 amino acids. The record is from RefSeq and is a predicted model, not a curated record. Gene Ontology annotation, molecular function: calcium ion binding.